Rhodamnia argentea is the source of this 1123-nucleotide messenger RNA. Its product is annotated as protein YIPF5 homolog. Lineage: Eukaryota; Viridiplantae; Streptophyta; Magnoliopsida; Myrtales; Myrtaceae. The record is from RefSeq and is a predicted model, not a curated record. Bases 193 to 942 code for a protein of 249 amino acids. Gene Ontology annotation, biological process: vesicle fusion with Golgi apparatus; endoplasmic reticulum to Golgi vesicle-mediated transport. The transcript has a single exon. Gene Ontology annotation, cellular component: trans-Golgi network; membrane.
CGAUACCUCUCGUCUUCUUCACAGAAUCUCUCUCUCUCUCUCGCCCCCACUUUCCGUCCCCGAUUUCUCCACUCCGAUCUAGCAUCGCUUCUUUCGAUUUUGUUCUCUGCAUAUUGAUCCUCAAACCCUAAUCCUCGCCUGAGUCGGCGCGUGCGUCCCACAUCUCUCUUCCUCUCCCUCUCUUUCUUUGCCAUGACGAGGGAAUUCGCCGUCCCGCCGGUGGUCUUCCCCUCCGGCGGAAACCCCGCCACCGGGAACCUCCAGCAGCGCCGCGUCCCCACGGCGCCGUUCCAGCCCCCGCGACCUUCGAGCUCGAGCAUCCCCUUCAUGUCGUUCGACAUCGGCCCCGCCACCUCCACCUCCACCCUCUACGGCGGUCCCAUCGGGACCGGCGGGGGCCCCUCCGGCUCGGCGAACUUCGAUGACGAGGAGCCUCUCCUCGACGAGCUCGGCAUCCAUCCCGAACAGAUCUGGAAGAAGACCAAAUCGAUCCUCAACCCUUUCCGCGUGAACCCGGCCGUUCACAAGGACUCCGAUCUGUCUGGCCCGAUCAUCUUGUACCUCUCGCUCUGCCUGUUCCAGUUGCUCGCCGGAAAGAUCCAAUUCGGUGUGAUCCUAGGGUGGAUCGUGGUCUCUUCAAUGUUUCUUUACGUGGUGUUCAACAUGCUCGCUGGGCGUAACGGCAAACUGAAUCUGCACGCGUGUACGAGCGUCGUUGGGUACUGUAUGCUGCCUGUGGUGAUCUUGUCGGCGGCGAUGCUGUUCUUGCCUCAAGCGAGUGUGGUCCGGUUCGUGAUCGCUGGGGUCUUUGUGUUGUGGGCGACGAGGGCGUCCACGGCCCUGAUGGUGGCGCUUGCCGAAGGCGAGGAGGAGCAUCGUGGUCUUGUUGCGUACGCGUGCUUUUUGAUUUACACUCUAUUUUCUUUGCUCGUCAUAUUUUAGGAGAAAUGGCAAGAGAUGUGGUUUUCCAGUGAUUUGUGCUGAGUUUUUGGGGCGAUAUGAAAGAUAGUGAAGCCAUAGUUCAGUUCACGAGGAAUGGAUGUAGUUAUGAUGUAAUGAAAUUGGAUGAUUCGUUGUAAUUUGGUUGAGAAGUGUUAUGUAGAGAUCACAAAACUUUAGAUUC